Schistosoma margrebowiei is the source of this 3990-nucleotide messenger RNA. NCBI's taxonomy places the organism in Eukaryota, Metazoa, Platyhelminthes, Trematoda, Strigeidida, Schistosomatidae. The record is from the annotation of a GenBank genome assembly.
UUUUAUGCCUAGAAAGGCUGAAUAAUAAUCACUUAGAAGUAAGCUACACGCAGAUAACGUUGUUGCAUUCGGUUAUUAAUAUUCAACAGUCUGAACCAUUCUAUCAGGCUAUUUUAAUGAAGACUAAACAAACUUUGUGUGAUUAGACUGGUAUCAUAACUAAGUCAGUAGAGAAUUGAAAACUACAUAAUGACCAUCUAGUUCUUUAGAUUAAGCGUCGUUUCGUUUCUGUGGGAGUAUGUACAGAGUAUUUAAGAAAGAUGUUUUCCUGUUCCUAUUAUAAAGCACUACUUUAAGCAAUUAACUUACUUUUCAUUCAGAAUGCAAUCGGGAUUGGUGUCAUAUGUCUGCUGGUUAUUCACAGAUGUCUGAAUUGUAGUGAUCGUGCAAAGGUGUGUUUCGAUAAGCAGCAUUAUUUUCUACCAGUGGAUACGGAGGAUCUACCUAGGGGAGUUGGAAAACCCUCAUUCCAAAUCAAUGGUGCAUAUCGGCUCCAAUAUCCUGAAGGAACAAGUGGCAUAUGAACCAAUCGUUGGUCACUGGCUACCAUGGGACUGCAUCUCACAAAGUUGCUCCAAUGCCUUGUGGAUUACACCUUUGGGUCGAAGGCUCGGGGUGUGGUCCCCUAAGAAAACCACCUGCUUCGGUUUGGGCAGCCGGGUAGUAUCACAGCCUUCACACAAAUUGAAUGGUUUAUGUGAUGCAUAUCUAUUUGAUGCCUCCUUGUACCAAUGUUUGUGUUUAAAUAAAUAAAUGAUUUUUAUUAUGUCUUUUAGAUAUGCAUUCUGUCGUAGAUAUUCAAUACAAAUAGUCGUUUUUGACGAUUAGAUUCUAGUGAAGUUUAUGAUGCUUUUAUAUCUAAUUUUUACUUUACAACUUGUUUUGUAUUUCACCUAAUAUUUUGUUUCAAAAUCUUUUUCAAAAUCAACUAGUUCGCUACUUUCAGGCGUUUAUGUCGCACUAGCUGUCAGUUCAGUUCAUUACAAUUCGUAGCAUGAAAAACGACCUGAGUAUUUUUUACACAGAAGCUGCUUAUUUAGUUUGUCUAGUCAAAGGACAAGUUUGUCGAUUGAAAACUGGUUUGUAUACUAAUAAAUUUGCAAGCAAUUUACGAAAAAUUUAUGCAUUAGCAUCAAAAACUCUUAAUUCUUAUGGGAUAUUACUUCAAACUCUUAAAAAAGCCAAUCUUCAACCAACAACUAAAAUGAUUCAUUUAUCUUUAAAAAACAAUUCUAAUCAUCAUAAUGAUGUACAUGCUUGUGUUCAUUGUUAUUUAAUUGUUUUAAUUUAUGAUUUAUUAAAUGAAAAGAAAAUAUCACAUCAUUUUCUACUUUCAAAAAUUCAUGAAUUAACUAAAGAUUCUUUAGCUGUAAAAAAACUUCGUCAUGCUUAUCAAUUAGUUGAUAAAUCAUUUAAAUCAAAAAUUGAAAAUCAAAGAGAAAAUAAAGGAUUACUUCCAUGUUAUGCUCGUGUCAAUUUCUUGAAAACUACACUAGCUGAUGUUAUUGAAAAGCUUCAAACUUGUGGAUUUAAACAUGUGGAAUAUAAUCGAUCAGAAACUUCUUAUCGAAGAUUUCGUAAAAAAGUUUGUAAACUUGAUCGUGGUGAAUUCAUGUUGGAUUAUCAUCUCCCUCAUCUACUGUUAGUAUUUCCCUCUGGUACUACUUUACAUGAUUUAGAAUUGUACAAAUCUAAAUCUCUACUUAUUCAAGACAAGGCCAGUUGUUUCAGUCCGGAGAUUCUUCAACCAGAUCCAAAUUCAGAUGUUAUAGAUGCUUGUGCUGCUCCAGGAAAUAAAACAUUACAAUUAGUUUCUAUGUUGUCCAACAAAUCAACCAUUUUCGCUGUAGAUCGUGAUCCAAACAGAUUCCGACGUUUUACUGAAAAUCUAAUUGUCAAUGGAGUAGAACGAUUGUCAAUAAUGGAUUGGUCUAAUUCUAAUAAACAAAAUAAUAAACAUAGAAAAUCUAUUCAAAGUUCACAACCAUCCGUUGAAGCGUAUUGUUCAGAUUUCUUAUCUAUAGAUCCAUAUAAUCCAAAAUUUUCCAAUGUUCAAUCAAUUCUUCUUGAUCCUUCUUGUAGUGGUUCUGGUUUAUCAAUUCGUCAACCAGAUGGUGGUGAACAAUAUGAAAAAUGCACAUAUAAAGAUAGUAAUAAUUAUACAGAUGAAUAUAAUGAAGAAUAUACAUCUCGUUUAAAACGAUUAUCGAAUCUUCAAGCUAUGUUAUUAAAACAUGCAUUAAAGUUUCCAAAUGUUCAACGUGUUGUCUAUUCAACUUGUUCAAUACACCCUGAAGAAAAUGAAGCAGUUGUACGUGAAAUUGUUGAUUAUGCAUCAAAUAAAUUUUACUUAGAAACAAUUUGGCCAUAUAUUCCAUCAUCUUCUAAUUCUAUAAAUCAACCAAUAUGGAAACAUCGUGGUCUAUCUGAUAUCUAUCAAUGUGAAUCAUGUAUACGUUCAUCUGAAAAAGAUUUAACAAAUGGAUUUUUUGUUGCUUUAUUGAUAAAAUAUAAAUCAAAUAAUUCACUGAAUGUUGCAUCCUCCUCCUCCUCCUCACCACCACCACCACCACCACCACCGUCAUCAUCAUCAAUUAUGACUACUGAAUUAAGUGUACCUGGUAACUCAUCGUUGACAUCCAAUAAUAAUACAUCAACUUCCAUUGUUGUUAAUUGUAAUAAUAAUAAUAAUAAUAAUAAUGAAAAUAUUAAUUUGGAAAAACAAGAAUUAUUUACUUUUAAAAUACGAAAAAAGUGUCAUCCUUAUACUUCAGUUCCACUAUUAAAAUUCUCGCACCUUCUACCUUUUGUUUCUUACUCGGUGUGUAGUGGUAGUAAUUACUGGGGACUACUAGGAGGCGAUUUGAUCUCUUCUCUAUUGAAAGUGUCGUUGAUAAUAAUGAAUACAGAACAUCUUGAGAAUGUGGAAUCGGAAACUAUACCUGUAACUAAUGAAGAAAGUACAUCAAAACGAGCAAAUCGUAAAUUGGAUCAAUAUUUAAAGCGUAAAGAAGCAAGACGUGUAACAAGGAAAGCGUAUAAAGAACGUCGUAAACUUCGACAACAACAACAACAGCAGCAGCAGGAACAACAGCAGCAGCAGGAACAACAGCAGCAACAGGAACAGCAACAGCAGGAACAACAACAAUCAUCUUGUGUUGUUGUUCAUGAUGUGAAUAAUGAUACUUGUAUAUCGACAGAAAAUAAUCUUUCAAUUCCAAUUGAUAGUUUUACUUCACAUAAAAUUCAACGUAUAAAAAUGUCAGAAUCAUUGUGUCAAACUAAAGUUGUCAUUGAUUGUUCAUAUGAUCAUUUGAUGUCAUUUAAAGACAUUUGUAAAUUGGCUAGUCAAGUUGCUAAUUGUUAUUCUAUCAAUAGACGUGCCAAACAUCCAGUUCAACUUUAUAUCACCGGCUUAGGUUCCAAUAACACCACAGAGACCAACAUCAACAAUAAAGAUAAUUUGUUAUCUGUAGAUAAAUGUAUAUCUACCCGAUUAUAUGAUAGAUUAAAGUUAAGCAACUGUGACAGUUGGGAUGUGAAUUUAUGUGAGGAUGAUUUUACUAAAUUAUUUUCAGCGGAUAAAAUUGUUUAUUUAUGCGCUGAAUCAGAAUAUCAUUUACCGGAACAUUUUAAUACCAAAUAUGAAACGAAUUUAAUCAAUAAUGAGACUAUUCAAUUUACUCAAGAUGAUAUUUAUAUUAUUGGUGGUUUAAUUGAUCAUAAUAAUUUAAAAGGUUAUUGUUAUCAACAAGCUAUUGAACAUGGUUAUAGAACAGCUAGAUUACCAUUAAAAGAAAUUAAUUUACAUAUUGUAGGUCGAUAUGUUUUAUCUACAUUACAUGUAUUUCAAGCAUUAUGUCCUGUAUUAUCCGGUACAAAAACUUGGUUAGAAAGUUUAAAACAAGCAAUACCACCAAGAAAAUUAAUGAUUUGUAUAUAAUUCAAUGAAUUAUAGAUUGUUCAUUUCAAAAAAAAAAUGUUCCCAUU